This is a messenger RNA of Phalaenopsis equestris, 2237 nucleotides long. RefSeq names its product ATP-dependent zinc metalloprotease FTSH 12, chloroplastic. The transcript has 10 exons. The record is from RefSeq and is a predicted model, not a curated record. Gene Ontology annotation, cellular component: m-AAA complex; chloroplast thylakoid membrane. Gene Ontology annotation, biological process: mitochondrial protein processing; embryo development ending in seed dormancy; protein-containing complex assembly. The coding region runs from base 129 to 2222 and encodes 697 amino acids. Gene Ontology annotation, molecular function: ATP binding; ATP hydrolysis activity. Lineage: Eukaryota; Viridiplantae; Streptophyta; Magnoliopsida; Asparagales; Orchidaceae.
ACCCAAAACCCAAAACCCAAAACCCAAAACCCCUUCUCGUUUAUCUCUCCUCGAUCUGUUUUCCACCGCAGCCUCACUCAUCUUCUCUCCCUGCAGUGCCGCCUCCAUUGUCUUUUUUGGAGUUCCCAAUGGAGCUUGGCUCCCACUUCUGUCGGAACUCACUUCCCCACUUCCCCUCUGACAUCUUUAACUCACCUCCUCUCCACCAAUUUUGCUUAGUGCCUGCGUUUCCAACCCGAACAAGGAGGCUGCGCCGGAGUAAAGUCGCUCUUUAUUCCUUCAGAGCCAAUGCUUUUGGAAAGGAAGAUGGCUCUGGAAAUAUCUCCUGGGACAGGGUUUCUUGGUCAGUGAAGGUUGGGUCCGAAAGGUUCUGGUCUAAGUUUAAGGGAAUUCUGAAGAAGGAAACGGGGCUUGAUCCUGAUGGCGGGAAGCUGCUGGGAGGAUUUGCUGAGGCUUUGUACAAAGGGAGGAUGGAGGUCGAUCGGUUCAGGCUGGAGAUGCUGCCCGCAUUUGUGGACUGGAAUCGAUGGGAGAAUUGGAAGGAACUAAAUAAGUGGGAGCCUAAGCGCAUUGGUGCCUUCAUUUUGUACUCUAUCAUUAUUACAAUUUCAUGUCGAAGAAUUUAUGUCACCUUUGCAAGUAAUGCAUAUCAACAAAGCAGGAAGGAACUAACUGAGGCAUACAUGGAGGCUUUGAUUCCAGAGCCAACUGCAGCCAAUGUGAAAAUGUUCAAGAAGGGCAUGUGGAGAAAAACCAUGCCUAAAGGCUUAAUAGUUAAGAAGUUCACCAAAGGACUUGGAGGAACGUAUAUUCAGGACAAUUCCUAUGUUGGGGAAGAUGCAUGGGAUGAUGAUAUUGAAACUUCUCAAGGUGUUGUAAGCGGUAUUUUUGACAAGGAUACUAGGUUGAGCCAUGACAAAAAGGAAGAUAUAAAAGAAGACUUGGGCUUCUCGGAAGGCCAAGACUAUGGUACCACCUGGAGAGGUCGGCUGAGAAUGUGGAAAGAAAUCUUAAGAAAGGAUAAACUGGCAGAGCAGGUCGAUUCUGAAACAGCUAAGUAUGUCGUAGAUUUUGAUAUGCAAGAGCUGGAGAAAAGUUUGCGUAAAGAGGUUGAGAGAGCAUCAACAAAUUCAGAAGGUACUAGAGCGCUUUGGAUUUCUAAAAGAUGGUGGCUCUACCGCCCAAAACUUCCUUACACCUAUUUUCUUGAUAAGCUAGAUUCCUCUGAGGUUGCGGCUGUUGUCUUUGAAGAGGAUUUGAAGAGAGUAUAUGUGACAAUGAAAGAAGGAUUCCCAUUAGAAUAUAUUGUUGAUAUUCCUCUUGACCCUUACAUGUUUGAAGUGAUCUCAAGUUCAGGUGCUGAUGUGGACCUCCUUCAGAAAAAGCAAAUCCAUUAUCUUCUGAAAGUUGUGAUUGCAUUAGCGCCAGGAUUAAUGAUUUUAUACCUCAUAAGAGAGUCAGUUAUGCUAUUACAUAUCACAUCUAGGCGUUAUCUACACAAGAAGUAUAACCAACUUUUUGAUAUGGCAUAUGCAGAGAACUUCAUUCUGCCAGUAGAAAGUUCCGAGGAGGUGAAAUCAAUGUAUAAUGAGGUUAUAUUAGGUGGUGAUGUUUGGGAUCUUCUGGAUGAGAUAAUGAUAUAUAUGAACAAUCCCAUGCAAUAUUAUGAAAAGAAAGUGCCAUUUGUUCGGGGUUUACUUCUUUCUGGACCACCUGGGACUGGUAAAACACUUUUUGCUCGUACGCUUGCAAAGGAAAGUGGACUGCCAUUUGUUUUUGCAUCUGGAGCUGAAUUUGCUGAUAGUGAAAAAAGUGGCGCUGCAAGAAUUAAUCAACUAUUUUCGAUAGCCAAAAGAAAUGCUCCAUCCUUUGUUUUUGUGGAUGAGAUUGAUGCUAUUGCUGGUCGACAUGCUAGAAAAGAUCCUAGAAGACGAGCAACAUUCGAAGCCCUAAUUACACAGCUUGAUGGAGAGAAGGAAAAAACUGGUGUUGAUCGGUUUUCACUAAGGGAAGCUGUUAUUUUCAUAUGUGCAACUAAUCGUCCGGAUGAGUUGGAUCCUGAGUUUGUUCAAUCUGGCCGCAUUGAUCGGCGCUUGUACAUUGGUUUGCCUGAUGCCAAACAACGCGUGAGAAUAUUUGGUGUGCACAGUGUAGGAAAAAGAAUGGCCGAAGAUGUGGACUUUGAAAAGGCAAGUAAUUUGAAAUAUGCAACACUCAUGUAGUAUGAUUUCUACCUU